This is a messenger RNA of Triticum dicoccoides, 1418 nucleotides long. RefSeq names its product putative E3 ubiquitin-protein ligase SINA-like 6. The record is from RefSeq and is a predicted model, not a curated record. Lineage: Eukaryota; Viridiplantae; Streptophyta; Magnoliopsida; Poales; Poaceae. Gene Ontology annotation, molecular function: zinc ion binding. The transcript has 2 exons. Bases 1 to 1074 code for a protein of 357 amino acids.
AUGGGCGGGCAGGACAAGAGGUGUUUGCCGUCGAUGCCGGCGUGCAACGGCGAGCACGGCGGCAAGAAGGCGCGGCAGCAGGCCCUGGUGCCCGUGGUGAAGCAGGAGCCGCGGCAGGAGGAGGUGGAGGAGGAGGAGUGGGAGGAGGGGGAGCUGACGUCCCAUGGCGGCAGCCCGGGAUCGGCGGCUGCGUCGGAGGCCCUGGUGGGGGCGGCGUCCGCGCCCGCGCCGCCGCAGAUCGACGUGAGGAUGGACAUGGCGCUGCUCCACUGCCAGGCCUGCUUCCUCCCCCUCAAGCCCCGCGUGUUCAAGUGCGAGACCGGGCACGUGGUGUGCGGCUACUGCCGCGGCGCGCACGGCGAGGCCUGCGGCCGCGCCGACACGCACUGCCCCGAGCUGGACGCCGUGGUGGGCGCCACCAAGGUGCCGUGCGCGUACCGGGACUUCGGCUGCGACCGGUUCCUGGUGUACCACGGCGCGGCGGAGCACAAGCGCGUGUGCCCGUGGAUGCCCUGCUCGUGCCCGCAGCCCGGCUGCGCGUUCCUCGGCCCCCCGGCGGCGCUCCUCGACCACUGCUCGGCCGAGCACUCCCGGCCCAUCAUCCAGGUGCGCUACGGCCGGCCGUGGACCCUCAGCCUGCCGCUGGCGCAGCGCUGGCACGUGAUGGUCGGGCAGGAGGACCGGAGCGUCUUCCUCGUCUCCCUGGCCGACCUGCGCGUGGCGGCCACCGCGGUGUCGCUGCUCUGCGUCAGGCCCGACGGCGCCGUGGCGCUGCCCGCGGCGCCCCACUUCUGGUGCAAGCUCUCGGUGGAGCACCCGCGCGGCGACAAGGACGAGAUGGUCAUGAUGGCGUCCGCCGUGAGCAGCAGCCCCCUGUCCGCCGGCCCGCCGGUGCCGGGGCAGGGGAUGUUCGUGGCGGUGCCGCACGAGUUGAUGUCCGGCGACGUGCUCGCCAUCAGCGUCCGCAUUGAUCAGCUCCAGCCUCCUCCUCCUGCCUCCACUGCUGUCGCGGGCAGGGCACCGGCGUCACCACCACCAUCCCAUGCUAGGACAACAACCAGGAGGCUCCAGUGACAACUCUGCUCUUCUUCUUCUUGAUGAUGUUGUGUAUGUUUUGGCUUUGGCAUGUUAUCAGUAUGCGUUUGUGUAGGCCGCUAGGGCAUGUUUGGCCUGUGUCCAAAACCAAUCAUGUCAAAUUUUCAAAUUCAAACAUUUUUUUGCGUGGUAGAUAAUUUGAUGCGUGAGGUUCGCUCCAAUUUUUAGAUCAUUUAGACAUCUAAGCAGCUCUAAGCAAAAAAGACAAAUCGGGUCAGAACAGUGCGUGAACAAUAACAUUUUUACAGACCCCGGAUUUGUCUUUUUUGCCGAGAGCUGCUCAGAUAUACAAAUGAUUUUAAAAUUGGAACGAACCUCACGCA